This is a messenger RNA of Melampsora larici-populina 98AG31, 381 nucleotides long. RefSeq lists its product as uncharacterized. Bases 1 to 381 code for a protein of 126 amino acids. The record is from RefSeq and is a predicted model, not a curated record. Lineage: Eukaryota; Fungi; Basidiomycota; Pucciniomycetes; Pucciniales; Melampsoraceae. The transcript has a single exon.
AUGUCCAUUAGCAAAUACCUCACCCCUUCACCUCUUAAGAAUUCAAUCGAUGUUGAUGGCUUUUUACCAAGUGGAAGUUCAACAAAUGAACAACCUAUGUCAUGUCGCACCAACGAUGCCAAAAUCGAACUUUCUUCCACUCCACCCAGUUACCAUGCCGAAAGUAAUGAGACAGGCGGACCAGCAUGGCCUGGUAGGUCAUCAAUGAAGGAUAUUGGUAAAUCUCUAUCCGAAGCCUUGAAAGACGAUGCUACCAACAAAUCAGCUUGGAAAUCUGUUUACGAUGAGCACGGUUUUAAAUACGUAAAAUCAACUGUAUCAUGGUACCGUCGUUGGCUUGAAGCUAUUGAUGAUAAUCAACAGAAUCUUACCUCGCUAUAA